Adineta ricciae is the source of this 846-nucleotide messenger RNA. Lineage: Eukaryota; Metazoa; Rotifera; Eurotatoria; Adinetida; Adinetidae. The record is from the annotation of a GenBank genome assembly.
AUGGCAACUACUGAAGAAGGACCUUCUCGAAGAACGUUUCUAAGCAGAGGAUGUUUACAACAUUCCAUCUACGAGUGGCUUACACUUGUCGCCACGCUGUUCGUUCCCCUUGUUGUUGGAAUUCUAACCGUUGUUCUUCCAUUGCAGCAACAAAAUCUCAGCGAACGUCAAAAUGAAAAUUCCAAAACAAUCGCAAUCAACAAUCGCCUGCAAGAUAUGGAAUUGUUACACGAUCAGCAGAAACAGUUGAUUCUGAAUACAUUCGAAAAAGAUCUAACGUCACUGCUAUUUCGAUACAGUACAGUAUCGUCGGGUAAUGAUACAUACAGCGAUGGCGAUGACGAGGAAGAACACGACGACGACGACAAUGAUGAUGAACGUAUCUCAUUAGUUAUUCGCACUAAAGCUUUAUACGCUUUGCGACAACUCGAUCCACCCCGGAAGAUUUUACUCAUUCAACUAUUGAUUGACAGUGGUGUGAAAAAUCGUAUCGAUCUAUCGCAUGCAGAUUUUUCUUUAUCGGUGUUUCCACCAGGCUCAUUCUACGAUCAGUUGCAAUUCGUCAAUGUCAUUGCUCGAAAUAUGAAAAUACAACGUAUCAGUUUAUAUCAAAGCAAUUUCUCGUAUUCGAUCUUGGACGGCUCGUCGUUUAACGGAUCUAAUUGUUCCCAUAGUGAUUUUAGUUAUGCAUCUUUACAGCGAACGGAUUGGGCAAAUACAGAUGUUUCUCAAGUUAUGUUCAAUCAUUCAAAUUUGUCAGGAGCAAAUAUCACACCUCAGCAAUUGACUACAGCAUUCAGUUUGCAAGGAGCAAUUUUACCCAACGGUUCAACGGCUCUUAUAUAA